Messenger RNA from Naumovozyma dairenensis CBS 421, 387 nucleotides. It is a transcript of the gene TAH1, whose product is annotated as Tah1p. Gene Ontology annotation, molecular function: protein binding. The coding region runs from base 1 to 387 and encodes 128 amino acids. NCBI's taxonomy places the organism in Eukaryota, Fungi, Ascomycota, Saccharomycetes, Saccharomycetales, Saccharomycetaceae. The transcript has a single exon. The record is from RefSeq and is a predicted model, not a curated record.
AUGUCCUUCAAUGAUUUGAAACAGGAAGGCAAUACGUUUUUCCAAAAGGGAGACUAUGCUCAAGCAAAUGGAUAUUACGAUCAAUGUAUCAAGUUGGAACCAACAAAUCCAAUUGGAUACAGUAACAAAGCUAUGUCCUUAAUCAAACAGGGCAACCAUGGAUUAGCCGUCGAGACGUGUCAAGAAGGUUUAAAAUACACCUCUUCUUCCACUAAAGAAGCCACCACCAUCAAACGUAAAUUGGAAUAUCGUCUCGAAUUAGCCAAGAGAGCUUGUCAUCAAGGACAAAAGCACUCUUCGUCUUCUUCGUCUUCUUCCUCUUCAACACCAGUUCCAAUCACCAUCAGCGAAGUGGACCAGUUGCCUGCACAAUAUGCCUCCUUAUAA